GUGUGUAUAUAUAAACAGCAGGCAUAAGCCACUCUGCGCCGGGACACUGCUACUGACCAGGACCAGAGAGAGGAUGUUAAUCCCCGCUCUAUUCUUCGUGAUGGUGGUGAAACUGACCUGUGCCAGCCUGACCGAGGCUCCGCCCACACUGGAGUCAGGUUCACAGUGUCUUGACAUUGGUCUGUCGCGUUCUAUGCGAGUAAUUGCGGGUGAAUCAGGGAGGAUUCCCUGCCCUCCCUUCUCAUUCCCCACCCUCUACAGCUACAACCAAAGCUCGGGUCAGACACUGCUGUGGUACAGACACACAGACACACACGAGCUGGAGGAGCCCAUACACCUGCGCACACACCGAUUCCUCAAAUACCGAGAUUCACUCUGGAUACAGCCCACCACACUGCAGGACAGUGGACUGUACAUCUGUAUGCUCAGAAACAACUCCUCGUGUGUGAAGAUGGGGGUUCAGUUGCAGGUGUUUGCACGUGUUGGAAUGUGUGAUAGUGCGGUCCACCAGAACAUCACUGUUCCAUUGGACAGUCAGUACACACUCCGCUGCCCUGACCAGCAGCAUCUCCCCACCAACAGCACACACAACGUCACCUGGUACCAUAAGUGCAUGAAGGAAUUUACUGUCCCAAGGGAAGUGAAGGGUGAUGAGUUGGUGAUCUAUAUUAUGUAUGAUCAUUAUGCUGGGCCCUACACCUGCGUCGUCUCCUACCAGAGUGGCGGACAUACGCUCCAGUUCACACGCACCAUCAACAUCAGGGCCGUCCCACCCAGGAGAGGGACUAAGCAUCCAAGGAUUUUAAAUCCAGCAUCUGGUCAGAUCUACAAAGUUACUCUGGGUGAAGAUGCUGAGCUUACUUGUCGGGUGUUCCUGCCUUACCUGGACGAUGAGGAGGGGUUGGUGUGGUGGACCAUCGACAACAAAACAGUAAAGGAGCUGGGAGAUCCCCGCUACAGCUCACCUGAAACCAGGGUGGAGGAUGACAAUGAUGAUAAUAAGACUGUGCUCACAAUGCUGCGUGUGAAGGAGUUUUCAGCAGCAGAUCUGCUAAGAGAAUUUCGCUGCUCCGCCCAGAACAGCAGAGGACUUAAUUUCAGCAUUGCUACACUAGAGAAAGAGGUGUAUAUUCCCACAGUGGAGCUGGCGUGUGGGCUGGGUGUAACGCUGGCUUUAGCUGUGCUGCUGAUCGUUCUGUAUCGUGUGUUUAAACUGGAAGUUCACUUGCUGUACCGUACCUGGUUUGGGACUGAUGAGAGAAAUAUUGAUGAUAAGGAGUAUGAUGUGUACAUCUCCUAUGCACGUAAUGGUGAGGAAGAAGAGUUUGUCAUGACUACGCUGAGAAGAGUGUUGGAGGUGGAUCUUGGAUACACUGUCUGCAUCUUCGACAGAGACAGCCUGCCUGGAGGGAACCUGCUGGAGUGUGUGUUCAGGUGUAUGCAGGCGAGUCGCCGGCUGCUGGUUGUCCUGAGCAGCGAGUGUGUGUGCGAGAAGAGCGUGAGCCUGCUGGAGUGCCGCCUGUGUGUGUACCUGCACCACACACUCCACACGCCACUGAUUACGAUACGGAGGUGUACCCUCGGUGCCACCUGUGGAGAGCUGACAGAACUGCGACGGAGCUCCACCUGCAUCCGCUGGCACGGCGCACGCUCGGAGAGGGCCGGCUCACGCUUCUGGAAGCUCCUGCGGCUGGCCCUGCCCGUCCGGCCGCUGGCGCUGGGCCGACGCCUCAUCGACAGCACGUCCUCACAUUCCGACCUCGCAGCGGUCGCACUCAGACACACACACACCCUCUCACACAUGCGACAGGGGGGCGUAGUCAGGGGAGCACCAAAGGUGACAGGUCAACGAGGUCAGAGACAGAGGGGGCGGGGCUGUGACCAAAAAGGCCAGGGUUGCGUUGUGUGUGUGAACUUUUUGGAGAGUCGCCGCAUUUGGGGCGGAGCCACCGUGCCCCAGUGGAACACACGCCUACAGCACAAUGCAACGACCAAUGGGACGCUCACACACGCGCCACUGCAAACUGUGCUCAACCACACCACACACAAUGUGACCUCUGACCCCAAGGACAACCAGGACGAUGAAACUAGAGCAACACAGUGGUCAUGUGACCCCAACCACAGCAACCACAUUGGUGAAAUACAAACAACACACUGCUGAAACCUGUAACACAUAAACAUGGCACAUUUUGGAGGACAUGUUGGAGCACUUGUUGGAACUUGCUUUAAAGUGAUUGGUUGGGCAGUUGAGAGUAGAGAACAUGUGGUGUGUAAACAGGUGUGGUGGGUGAGUCUUUAAGAAGGAGGAGCUGUGAAGAGGUGGAGGUGGGGCUUCAGGAAAAAGCUGUAAGAAGAGGACAGAGAAGACAGAUGUUAGAAAAGGCAAAGCUUUCGGAAGGUGCGGUGUUGUGAAAGUAGGCGUAGCUCGAGAAUGAGGGCUGCUUUAAGAGAAGGCAGAAGCUUGGGAAAGAGGAGGAGCGGCUUUGAAAACGAUGGAUGCUGUGCGAGCAGGCAGGGCUUUAUUAAGUGGAGGAGGAGACACUUAAAGAAGUGGGAGUUCUGCUAAAGAAGAGGCAGUGCUUUAAAAAAUAGGAGGACGGGCUUGCAAAAGAGGCAUUCUCUAAAAGGAGGCAGGGCUUCAUGAAGAGAAGGAGGAGCUUGAAUAGGAGAGACAGGUAUUGGAAGGGGCCCAGCUUUGGGAGGGUUUGGUGCUGUAAGAGGAGGUGGAGCAUUGAAAACAGGUGGAGUGGCUUUUGAUAAGUAGAUGUACUGUGAGAGCAGGCAAGGCUUCAUGAAGAGAAGAAGAGGCAGUGCUUUGGGAGGUGUGGUGUGGUGAGAGUAGGCGGAAUACUGUAGAUGGGAGUGGCUGCCAAAUAAAGGCAGUACUGUGAGGG
Molecule: messenger RNA, 2894 nt
Organism: Astyanax mexicanus (Mexican tetra)
Lineage: Eukaryota; Metazoa; Chordata; Actinopteri; Characiformes; Acestrorhamphidae
Product: interleukin-1 receptor accessory protein
Exons: 11
Coding region: 74-2161 (695 amino acids)
Biological process (GO): signal transduction
Molecular function (GO): interleukin-1 receptor activity
Source: RefSeq, a predicted model, not a curated record